AUGGGACGCUCGAGAUCCCGUAGUCGGUCACCCAAAAAGCACAAGAGCAAACACCGCAAGCGAAGCAAAUCUCGCUCGUCCUCCCAUCAUCACCGCAGCAGUUACGAUAAAUACAGAGAACGCAGCUCGAAAUCCAGGAAACGAUCGCUAUCCGAAUCCUCCGACAGUAGCAGCGAUGGAUCAAACAGUGGCUCCCGGCAUCACCACAAAAAGAGCUCCCGCAGCCGGAAGCUAACGGAGGUAGAACGUUUAGCCGAGAUGGAACGCCAAAGGAGGCAGAAGGAAGCUGAACAAAAGAUGAUUGAAGAAGAAGCGGCAAAACGGAUAGAACUGUUAGUUAAGAAACGUGUCGAAGAAGAGCUAGAAAAGCGAAAAGAUGAAAUCGAGAUGGAGGUGCAACGGCGCGUUGAAGCCGCAAAGAAACAGAUGGAGCAGGAAAUGAUGCUCGAGCUGGAAAAGCGCCGGGAGCAGGCACGGGAAGAGGAGCGACGGCGUGAGGAGGAAGAGCUUAAAAAGCGCCAGGAACUCGAGAAUAUUCUCGCUGAGAAUAAUCGCAAAAUAGAAGAGGCACAGCGAAAGUUGGCCGAAGAUCGUCUUGCGAUUAUCGAAGAGCAAAGAAAGAUGGACGAAGAGCGUCAAAAGAUGCGCAAAGAGCAAGAGAAACGCAUCAAAGAAGAACAAAAGAUGAUCCUGGGCAAGAACAAUUCGAGACCGAAACUGUCGUUCUCGCUGAAACCGGGUGUAUCGUAA
This is a messenger RNA of Anopheles marshallii, 750 nucleotides long. It is a transcript of the gene Arglu1, whose product is annotated as UPF0430 protein CG31712. NCBI's taxonomy places the organism in Eukaryota, Metazoa, Arthropoda, Insecta, Diptera, Culicidae. The coding region runs from base 1 to 750 and encodes 249 amino acids. Gene Ontology annotation, molecular function: cadherin binding. The transcript has 5 exons. The record is from RefSeq and is a predicted model, not a curated record. Gene Ontology annotation, cellular component: mitochondrion; nucleoplasm.